This is a messenger RNA of Colletotrichum tamarilloi, 1050 nucleotides long. Its product is annotated as farnesyl pyrophosphate synthase. Gene Ontology annotation, biological process: trans, trans-farnesyl diphosphate biosynthetic process. The transcript is spliced from 2 exons. Bases 1 to 1050 code for a protein of 349 amino acids. Gene Ontology annotation, cellular component: cytoplasm. The record is from RefSeq and is a predicted model, not a curated record. Lineage: Eukaryota; Fungi; Ascomycota; Sordariomycetes; Glomerellales; Glomerellaceae. Gene Ontology annotation, molecular function: (2E,6E)-farnesyl diphosphate synthase activity; dimethylallyltranstransferase activity.
AUGGCCAAGAAGACUACCCUCACCGAGUUCGAGUCGGUCUUCCCCAAGCUCGAGGAGGUUCUCCUCGAGCAUGCGGAAAAGUACAAGCUUCCCAAGGAGGAGCUGGCGUGCUUUCCUGUGCGCCAGAGUCUUGAAAUCAACACCCUCGGCGGAAAAUGCAACCGCGGCAUGUCGGUCCCCGACUCCGUCUCCCUCCUACUCGACAAGCCUCUCUCCGAGGAAGAGUACUUCCAAGCCGCCACCCUCGGCUGGUUGACGGAGCUCCUCCAGGCCUUCUUCCUCGUCUCGGACGACAUCAUGGACAGCUCCAUCACCCGCCGCGGCAAGCCCUGCUGGUACCGCCACGAGGGCGUCGGCAUGGUCGCCAUCAACGACGCCUUCAUGCUCGAGGCCGCCAUCUACACCCUCCUCAAGAAGUUCUUCCGCGAGCACGCCUCCUACGUCGACCUCCUUGAGCUCUUCCACGAGGUCACCUUCCAGACCGAGCUCGGCCAGCUCUGCGACCUCCUCACCGCCCCCGAGGAAAAGGUCAACCUCGACAACUUCUCCAUGGAAAAGUACCGCUUCAUCGUCGUCUACAAGACGGCCUACUACUCCUUCUACCUCCCCGUCGCCCUCGCCCUCCACUGCCUCAACAUCGCCACCCCCAAGAACCUCAAGCAGGCAGAGGAUAUCCUCAUCCCCCUCGGCGAGUACUUCCAGAUCCAGGACGACUACCUCGACAACUUUGGCCUGCCCGAGCACAUUGGUAAGAUCGGCACUGACAUCAUGGACAACAAGUGCAGCUGGCUCGUCAACCAGGCCCUCGCCAUCGCCACCCCCGAGCAGCGCAAGAUCCUCGAGGACAACUACGGCCAAAAGGACAAGGCCAAGGAGGCCGUCAUCAAGAAGCUCUUUGACGACAUGGAGCUCAAGCGCCGCUUCGAGGAGUUCGAGGAGAAGCGCGCCGGCGAGAUCAAGGACAUGAUUAACAACAUUGACGAGAGCGAGGGCCUCAAGAAGGGCAUCUUUGAAAUCUUCUUGGCCAAGAUCUACAAGCGCUCCAAAUAA